Messenger RNA from Aspergillus calidoustus, 1185 nucleotides. Lineage: Eukaryota; Fungi; Ascomycota; Eurotiomycetes; Eurotiales; Aspergillaceae. The record is from the annotation of a GenBank genome assembly.
AUGCCUCCCAAGAAAGCCGUCGUCCAAGAAAAAAUCCUUCUGGGCCGUCCUGGCAACAACCUGAAGAGUGGUAUCGUCGGUCUUGCCAACGUGGGCAAGUCCACACUCUUCCAGGCUAUCACCAAGUCGAAUCUUGGUAACCCCGCCAACUUUCCUUAUGCCACCAUCGACCCUGAGGAGGCCAAGGUCAUCGUUCCCGAUGAGCGAUUCGACUGGCUCUGCCAACACUAUAAGCCCAAGUCGCAGGUUCCUGCCAAUUUGACCAUCUAUGAUAUUGCCGGUCUGACUCGCGGUGCCUCGACUGGUGCUGGUCUUGGUAAUGCUUUCUUGUCUCACAUUCGUGCUGUCGACGCCAUCUUCCAGGUCGUCCGAUGCUUCGACGAUGCGGAAAUUAUUCACGUCGAGGGUGAUGUUGACCCCGUCCGUGAUCUCGUCAUCAUCAGCGAGGAGCUGCGAAUCAAGGAUAUCGAGUUCGUCGAGAAGGCCCUCGAGAACUUGCAAAAGCAGACCAGACGCGGUGGACAGUCUCUGGAGAUGAAGAAGCUGCGCGAGGAAGAGGCCACUGUUACCAAGGUCCUCGAGUACUUGAGGAGCGGCAAGGAUGUCCGUCACGGCGACUGGAACCCUAAAGAGGUUGAAGUCAUCAACCCUCUGUUCCUUCUUACAGCCAAGCCGGUCGUGUUCCUGGUCAACCUGAGUGAAAAGGACUACGUUCGCCAGAAGAACAAGUACAUCCCAAAGGUCAUGGAAUGGAUCAAGACCAACUCCCCCGGAGACACCAUUCUCCCAAUUUCAGCCUCCUUCGAGGAGCGUCUGACCCAGUUCGAGUCCGAGGCUGAGGCUGCCGAGGAGUGCAAGAAGUUGGGCACCGAGUCCGGUCUGCCCAAGGCCAUCAUCAAGAUGCGCCAGGCUCUCAACUUGGCCAGCUUCUUCACUACUGGAGCUGACGAGGUUCGCCAGUGGACCAUUCGCAAGGGCACCAAGGCCCCAGCUGCCGCCGGUGUCAUUCACACAGACUUUGAAAAGACUUUUAUCCAAGUCAUUGUGUACAACUACAACACACUGAAGGAGCUUGGCGACGAAGCGGCUGUCAAGGCCGGCGGAAAGGUCAUGACAAAGGGUAAGGACUAUGUAGUUGAGGAUGGUGAUAUCCUUUUGAUCAAGGCUGGUGCUGCUCGGGGUUAG